AUGGAGAAAGUGACAGACGAAGUAAUGAAAAUGGAAAUCGAUACAGGAAAUGAAGUCAUAAUAGUAAUAAGUACUUAUAUGAGAGAAAACAGGAAGGAAAAUUACGAGAAAAUAUCUGAGAUUAUAGAAGAAAACAAAGACAGAUAUAUUAUAAUAGGAGGAGACUUCAAUGCGAGGACAGCAGAAAAAGGAGGAAGAAUUGAAGACGACACUGCCGAAGAAAGUAGAACAUCAGAGGACAAAGUAAUAAAUGAGGAGGGCAGAGUACUUAUAAAAUGGUUAGAAGAAAACGGCUUGUACAUAAUAAAUGGGAAUGUCCAAGGAGAGGAAAAAGGCAGUAUGACUUAUAUCGGAGCGGUAGAAAGAUCGGUAAUUGAUUACGUGAUUACAAAUCGAAAAGGAGAGGAAAGGAUAGAAGAAAUGGAAAUGGUAGAAGGAGUAGCGUCAGAUCAUCUAAUGAUUAAAGUAAGCUUAAGAAUUGGAAUGGAAAGAGAAGAAGAAAUGGAAAAAGAGAAAGAGAUAAUCAAAUGGUCAGACAAUGAGAUAGAAGAAUAUAUGGAAAGACUUAAAAAAAUAGGAAAUGUAUUCGAAUGGAAGGACUUAAGAAGAAAAAUAAGAAACUCAAUUCCAAUAAAAAAAAUAAAGGUUAAAGAGAGACCAGAUGAAAAAAGAUGGUGGGACGAGGAAUGCCACUUUGCCAAGAAGGAACUGAAGGAUGCUAAGAGAGGAUACAGAGAAGAUGAGACCAAAAAAGAUCAGUACUUGGUCUACAGGAAAAAGUAUAGAAACUUAUUGGAGAAGAAGAAAACAAAUUAUAAAGAGAGAGAAUGGAUUGAAGCGAAGAAUGAUAAGUCAGGAAAGAAAUUCUGGGAGAUAAUAAACAGACAAAGGAAAAGAAGAACGAAGAUGAGUGACAAGAUCAAAAUAAACGAAUGGAAAGAGCACUUUCAAGUCCAAAUGAAGGGAACGGUAGAAAAAGAAGUUGUAGAAAUAGACAGGAUAGCAAAUCAAGAAAAUGAAAUAAGUUUAAAGGAAGUGAGGGAUGUGAUUAAAAGAUUGAAGAAAAAGAAAGCAGCAGGAGAGGACAAAAUACCAAAUGAAGCAUGGCUAUAUGGGGAGGAGGAGAUAGUAGAAGAAUUUCACAAGAUAAUAAACAAGAUUUGGAACGGAGAGCAGAAACUACCAGAAGAAUGGAAAAUAGGCAUAGUAACACCCAUACAUAAAAAAGGAGACAUACAUGACGUAAAGAACUAUAGAGGAAUAACGCUAAUGGACACAGGAUAUAAAAUCUAUGCAGAGAUAAUCAGGAAGAGGUUGGAGAAGGAAAUGGAAGAAAGGGAAAUAAUGGGAGAGACACAAACUGGAUAUAGAAUAGGAAAAGGAACUUUAGAAGCUAUAUAUAUUGUGAAGACGGCCAUGGAAGAGGAAACGAAGAAAGAAAAGGGAGAAAUCUACCUAUUCUUCGCAGAUAUGAAAGGAGCUUUUGAUAAAAUAAGAAGAGAAAAAUUAUGGGAACUGAUGGAGAAAGAUGAAAUCAGUAGUAAAUUGAGAGAUAGAAUAAAGGAGAUAACGGAACGGCUUUUAAAAUAA
Camponotus floridanus (Florida carpenter ant) is the source of this 1590-nucleotide messenger RNA. RefSeq lists its product as uncharacterized. Gene Ontology annotation, molecular function: catalytic activity. The transcript has a single exon. The record is from RefSeq and is a predicted model, not a curated record. Lineage: Eukaryota; Metazoa; Arthropoda; Insecta; Hymenoptera; Formicidae. The coding region runs from base 1 to 1590 and encodes 529 amino acids.